GAGACAAAGAAAAUUGUAUGUAAACAGAGCUGCUGCAAAAGUGUGUGUGUGUUUAUAACUGAUCGUGUUUGUAACUGCGUACGCAAUUUACUGGAUGGCACGAAGAGAGGAACUCUGAUGCUCCAUGGCUACAAUUUAUUUGGAUACAUACAUACAUAAUGUAUCAAAUUAUUCAAUAAUUUUCAAUUGAAGUAAAUCCUGGUCGGCAAUUGAACGCAAUGAACACUAAUCAGCCCAUGAUUGAUGCAAAUUUGGCUUUACCUGGACGUUAAAAGAAGACAAUUUGGAGUACAUAUAUUUUGCAGAAAUUCCAUAAAACACCAACACAAUCAUGAACAGUGCGGGUUCUUGGUUUGCUCGAAUCCGCGUGAGCCGGGCUAUAAUCGUCAUUCUGGCCAUUAUUGGUGCUUUGACUCUGGCAAUUUACUUCAAUCUUCCCAAAUUCGAAAGCAGCGGUAUACAUAGGUCAAGAAUAAAACUUGAGGUCUUGGAAGACCUGAACAGCUUGAAGGCUUCAGAUCUCAAGUUCAGGAUUGAGGAGUUACUUCAAAUCAAAGGUUCUGUGAGCCUAGAGCUGCGAGAGCUUGAAUCAAAACGCAAUUCUUUGCAAGUUGAUGUUGGACGUUACCAUCAAAAUAUUGAGGACUUAAAGCUUGAAUUGGCAAAACAACAAACAGAAUUAGAACGACUCAAAAUGUCAAUUGAACAAGCUCAAGUAGCUCAGCAAGAAGCAAUUGAGAGGAACAGCCCAGAAGUAGCAAUGCCCAAACGUCUCUUUCCUCCAGCGUCAGCCCUCAGGGAAAUUCUACCUGACCUUUCAAAACAGGAAUCGUCUGCCUGCCGGAUGAACCUAUGUUUCGACUACUCUCUUUGUGCGCUGACCUCGGGGUUCCCCAUUUACCUGUAUGAUCCUGAAAUUUUUGAGCAUUUCGAGACGGACUCGUUUCUUCGGACUCAUCUCGCACAAACUUUUGGCUACAACCCACACACCACUUCUGAUCCAACACGCGCCUGUUUGUUCAUUGUAUUAGUAGGAAACGUGUCCAAGGAGUACCUCGAGAGUAUGCUUCCUAAGCUCACGUAUUGGAAAGGUGACGGGCGAAACCAUCUGCUGUUGCAUGUCACCCGUGGUCCCUACGGAGGACCCCCACUGCCCCACGUGAAUGUUGGCAGGGCUAUGAUCGCUCAGAGCAGCGCAGUUGAUAAAGUCUUCAGGGCCCAUUUUGAUUUGAUCAUUCCUCCCGCUAUGGGACCCCCAGGAGGUGACAUUUGGCAAGAAUACUCUCAAAUGGUUCCUGCAAGACGACGUCUGCUGCUAUCUUUCCAAGGCCAGCUUUCAACCGGAGCUCCUCGAGAAGAACUUGACAAGUUUGUUGUCGCUCACCUCCGAACUCUACUGACCUCUAAAACCACUGACAAAUUUAUAUUGGACUUUACUUGUCCUGAGCAACUGCCUGCGUCGUUCACAGUUCAGCCUCUGGAAAGUGAAUGGUUGCCUUGUGGAACUGAAUCCAGCAGAGCAACAAUUUUGAAAUCGUCAACCUAUGCAUUGAUAUUGGCUCCGACUAAUGUUAGCAUUGCAUCAACUCCGUUAAUUUUGUCCCGCCUAGUGGAAAGCCUCAAAGCGGGAGCUGUACCCGUUUUGUUAGGAGAUUAUCUGCAGCUCCCGUUUGCUGAAACUCUUGUGUGGAGGAAAGCAGUUCUGCAUCUUCCAAAGGCUCGUGUCACUGAAUUACAUCUCAUUCUCCGUGCCAUACCUGAUAAUGAUCUGCUGACGAUGAGGCGUCAGGGUCGACUGUUGUGGGAGCGUUACAUGGGCUCUGUCCAAGCCCUCACAGACACAGUGGUAGCAGCCAUUCGUGAUAGACUUCUCAUUCCACCCUUACCUGCUGAACAGGAACUUUCUCCAUCCGUCUUCAACUCUACUUUUGUGCCGUUGAAAAUUGACAAUGUUGUCCCCGAGACUGAGGCUGAAGAAAGUCUUGGACCCAUUGAACCGCCAUACCCGUCUCCUCAGUACCGAAGAAACUACUCUUUGUUUUUGACGCAAGGUUUUGAAAUGUGGAACGACUGGGGAGACCCAUUCCACUUGUAUCCGCAGCUACCGUUUGAUCCACUGCUGCCAUCAGAGGCCAAAUUUUUGGGUUCUGGACUUGGAUUUCGGCCAAUUGGCCAUGGUGCUGGAGGCUCUGGUAGGGAAUUUUCAGAAGCGCUUGGAGGGAAUAUGGCAAGGGAGCAGUAUACUGUUGUGAUGCUGACUUAUGAAAGAGAACAAGUGCUCCUCGCCUCCAUUGCCAGACUUGUUGGUUUACCUUAUUUGAACAAAGUUGUCGUGCUAUGGAAUUCGCCAAAGCCACCAGCAGAAGACCUGAGAUGGCCAGAUAUUGGAGUGCCUGUUGAGAUAAUUAAAGCUGGAAGAAACAGUCUGAACAACAGGUUCCUGCCGUAUGACGCGAUAGAGACUGAAGCUAUUUUGUCAGUUGACGAUGAUGCACAUUUGCGUCCUGAUGAAAUUUUAUUUGGUUUUCGUGUUUGGAGGGAGCAACGCGAUCGAUUAGUAGGAUUUCCUGGCCGCUAUCACGCUUGGGAUUUGGAGCAUAACUCUUGGAAUUAUAAUUCCAAUUAUUCCUGUGAACUGUCAAUGGUUCUUACAGGCGCUGCAUUUUUCCACAAGUAUUAUGCAUAUCUAUAUAGCUACUGGAUGCCUCAAGCUAUUCGAGAAAAAGUGGACGAAUACAUGAAUUGCGAAGAUAUAGCUAUGAACUUUUUGGUAUCGCACAUAACAAGGAAACCUCCUGUGAAGGUCACCUCUCGGUGGACUUUCAGGUGCCCUGGCUGUCCUGUGUCUUUAUCAGAGGACAACACGCAUUUCUUAGAACGCCACAAAUGCAUCAACUUUUUCAGUGAGGUUUAUGGAUAUAUGCCACUACUCAACACUCAAUACCGAGCGGAUUCAAUUCUGUUCAAGACAAGAAUUCCUCACGACAAGCAAAAGUGCUUUAAGUUCAUUUAGUACACUACUUGCGGACACCUAAUUUGUGCCAAACUGCAGCACUUUUCUCAGUGCUGAUAUGAAUACUUGAUACCAGGUGAUCUCAGCGGUAGGUGUUGAUUAACUAAUACAAUUAAAUAUAGUUUACUUAGUGCAAUUUACGUGCAGGCCACCAUGUGAUUUAACGCAGUAGUAGUUUAUUGUUACCGAUUUUGAAUAUAUUUUUUCACCAAAAGCUAAUUUAUGGCAUCAUGAUCACAUUUUUAUGCGGAACUUAAGUUCAGAAUAACGGUUGACU
Molecule: messenger RNA, 3290 nt
Organism: Cloeon dipterum
Lineage: Eukaryota; Metazoa; Arthropoda; Insecta; Ephemeroptera; Baetidae
Gene: botv
Product: exostosin like glycosyltransferase 3
Exons: 12
Coding region: 332-3013 (893 amino acids)
Cellular component (GO): membrane
Molecular function (GO): glycosyltransferase activity
Source: RefSeq, a predicted model, not a curated record